AAUGUUGAUGGACUCUACGCGUACAUACGUUGCCUGUAGGUAUUUAUUAGCAGGGGGGUACUGUUGAAACCAAAAAAUCGAAUCGAUUGUUGUAUUCUCAUCGUGAAAAUCCUGUGAGAAUUGUCGCGGUGUGACCGUGUUAUAUUCUUUACGGAUAGAAUGAGCGGUUGCAGCAACGACGAGGUGGAUCAGUCCGAGAAAAGAAAGAGCAGCGAAGCCGCGAUGGGUGACGUCCUGGGUAAGGAAUCUAGCAACAAGGCUGAUCUUGAGAAGGAUAGUACCUCGUAUAGGGAUGAAGAGGAUGACCGUGGACGUGAGGAGGCUGACGGGGCACCGGCAGAAUCAUCUGCGAUAAAAUCUGUGAUCAAUGGAGAACCGAAUGUCAAAGAAAAUUCAGUUGCACAUACAGCUACAGACAAAGUAGAUAUUGAGCAAGACGGAGAUGUAGACGUCGAAGAUAAGUCAUCUGAUAGGGCUGAGCAAGGGGUAGUGAGUGAUGGUGUCAGUGAUGUACUUGCUAUUCCCGAUUCUCCACUGCGACAUCCAAAAGGCCCAUGUUCUUGCAAUGCGUGUAAAGACAGAAGGGAACUCCUAACUGAGCAGUUGGAAGAGGUAACAAGGUUACAGGGAUUAUGGAUGGAAUUAAGGCAGCACAUACGUGCGGUUUUCAGAGCUGCUACAGAAACAUCUCGAGUUCCUCAUCCGGCACGUCCCAAAUACGACAAGGCCCACCUAGAUAAUAUGCAUGAAAUCAUUCUGCAAUUGUGCAGAAGAGAUCCACAUCAACUUUUUAUGAGGCUUGAAGGACAGGCCCAAGAUUUUGUAGUUGAGACAAAGGUUCGUCUUCUAGAUCUUCUUCUUAAUCGGAACGCCAAUAAUCUAGCAGAGAUAUUUCUCACUGGAUUGCUGGAUGGAUAUGAUGCGUUGUUAUCAGCAGCCUCACACCUAUCUAGUCUGGUGGAGCCGUUAGAAAAUGAACAUCUCUCAAAGUUCAAUCUCACUUGGGACUGCCUUAACAAGAGGCUCUAUCAAAGUUGUGUCUACACCGAUCCACUUGUACAAAAUAAUUUGCCACCCUUCAUUGGACAGCUGAGGAAACUUUUACCACUGAAGGGUGCGGAAUAUCAAGGUUUGGUGCAUAGAUACCUUGCAUUUGAUGACGAAAUGACAAGGAUCGGAGACAUGUGGCCUGAAGCUGAACGUUUAAUCGACAAAUAUAACCAAGAACAAGCUGCGCUCAAAGCCAAACAGAAAAUGCUUAGGGAAGAUUGGGAACUUUUCAAAGCUAGAAGAAAACUAAUACAACAACGAAUGUGGAAUAGAACGUCAAAUGAACUAACGGAAUUUGAUGAACAACUGUUAACACUUGCGACAUUGGGAGCUGUCGGAGCAUUGAGUCCGAAUAGUAGACCACCUAGUCCUAAUUCAGAUCUGGGCCUAGAUGCUCUGAAUUUACCUCUCGAUAGUGAUAUCUUGGAAAGUCUUACACAGGACGCAAACAAGUCCACGCAUUUACGGCUUGCUGACAUGGUGGGUGCACUAACAUCGUCAGAGGUGCUGACAGAAAUUAAUGGUCAUGUCAGUUCUCCUCCUCCCGUAAAUGGCCAUUGUAAUGAGCCAGAAUAUUGGUUUGGAUAUGAAUGUGCUGUUAAUCAUGUUCUCAACUAUGGAUUUGUUACACCGCCACCAUCACCGCGUUCAGGAAGUCCGCUAAAUGAUGAAAGAGGGGAUGGUGAGGGUAGCGAAGGUGAGGUUGGUGGUAUUGACGACAAGUGUGAAUGCCAUGUGUGCACUGUACCUCGGACGUCACCCACGCGGAUCGGUAAAGGACCACCACUUAAUCUCAACGUACACACAAAUAAUUUUAAUCCAUUCCCGCCUAUAAGCAACGGUUCACCAGGUGCAGUCAAUUGUACGGCAAUAACUAAUGGUUCAGUGGAUAUGAACGGGGUGUAUCCACAUCUAUACAAUUUGCACACAGCAUUUGCUGCAGGACCUGUUAAACCUAAGCACAGUCCAUCUCGUGAUACGAUUGCAUCAUCUGUUAAUAAAACGGAUGAAAAAAAGUUGUGUCCCUUUGGCCCACAAACGAAAAAGAAAUCUGAAGAUUCAGAUAUUAGGAAGAAACAGUUCCAAGAACCCCUCACUGACGCUGAGGACACUGAUCUAAGAGAUACAGAACCACAGCCUUGUCCUUGUGUAUAUCAACAUGCGAAAGAAAUCGUGGAAAGCAAGAAAGUAGUGCUGGAAAAUCCCCCUUGUUCUUGUUUGCUAAAGACAAAACAGAAAUGGGACACGUGUCCUUGUUUACAAAAAUCUCGCUCAGAUCCUGUCAUGACAAACGGAAAUGGACAACCAAAAUCUUUGCCUGUAUCUACUGCGAGAGUGAUCAUAAGGAAGUCAGUUAACACCAUUCCACCAGGCACCAUUCAAUCAACCAAUAUCCAAACUAGGCAUUCUACGACCCAGACACCUAAUAUCACCCACAAUCAUAACCAUCUGCCACAUCCUGGUAGGUGCCCUACUCAUUCUCACUCGCACGGUCCACUACCUGAUCUCGUGAAAGGUACGUCGACUUCUCAUAGAGGACACAAUCAUCCAAAUCACGUACCACACGCUUGUCACAAGCAGGCCAACAUCGAGCACAUCAAAAGGGUGUCCUGUAGUGAUUUAGGAGCAGGAGAUGGAGAUUGUUCAGACUCUGGUAGUAGUCAAGAAGAUUCUUGUUCAACAAGCAGUUCUACACCCAGAGAUUCCAGUAGGCACUGCGAUUGCUGUUAUUGCGAAGUAUUUGGUCAUGGAGUGCCAUCGGUAGCACCUGUCAGUAGGAACUACAAUGAAAUGAGAGAGAGGCUGAGACAGCUCUUGACAAAGAAAAAAGCUAAAAAAUGCAAAGCUGCAUGUAGUCCGCCACUAACUCCAGUUGAGCUCCCAAAUUAUACAAACGUAACACCUAGUACAAAAGUUUUACCCAAUCAAGCUGUUCCGCGACCGAAUACUCCUGUGUCCAUAGUCCCCAUUCAACAACCAGACACGAGAGAUCAGAGAGACUUAGAAGCACUGCUGGAAUUCAUUGAGGGGAAUCAGAAUGGCAAAAAAGAUAAUAAAAAGGCAGAGAAGAAGGCGAGGCAAAGGCAGAAAAAACUGGAGGAGAAACUGAAGAAAGACAAACAAGAAGUAGAGAAACAAAGGAUAAUAGAACUGCAGAAGAAAACCCCGGAAGUUACUAUAACUGUUGUUGAUCCACAAAAACCAAUUUUACAAAGAUUACUGCCGCAACGAACAAUGCCAGAAGUUUCAAUAUUGCCUACAACAGCACCAUUGCUCAACUCACAGUCUCGGCAAUCGAACAAAAAAAAGGAGAAAGAUGAUGCAACUAAUCAUGUGACAAAAACAAAAUCGUCUGUGAUAGUUCCAAGUCAGAAAAAUAAAAGCGGCGUUAUUAGUGAUAAAAAGAAGGAAAGUGUUCCUAUAAAUCAAAAAAGUAAAGGUACAAGUUGCGUUGAUAAGGUGGAUGGGGUACCAAGCAAUGUGGUUACUACAUCGAAAGUGUUAGAAGAGAAGAGUGAGAAGAAAUGUAAAAAAGAAAGACAAAAGCUCAAAAAAGAAGCGAGAGCAAAAGAAGAAGCGCUUCUGAAAGAGUCAGAGAAAAUGAAGAAUCAGCCUGAGAAUCAACCACAAAUUGUUACUAUAAAGAGAGUCAUGGAAUCAAAUAGUGCCGAACCAACAGUCACCAUAACUUUAAAGGGGCAAACGCCGGCUGAAGAUAAAGUUUUAUUUACCUUAGUUAAUGGGCAAACCAAGGAGCCAAGUUCCUCCAAACCUGAACACUCCCAAACUCAAAAAGUCAGUGGAAAAAAGAAAAAAAAUAAGGGUAAUAAUAGUCAGCCGCAACAACCACAGGUAAAAUCCAUUUCACCGCAACAGCCAACAACUAGUACCAGUUUAAAACAAGCUAGUGUCAGUGAUAAUAAAAAUGUUAAAAAUUCACAAACUCAUGAGAAGUCUAAAGGUGGCAAGCAAAAUGAUGAAAAGAACGCUAGUCCUAAACAACAACAGCAGCAGCAGCAGCAGCAGCAACAGCAACAGCAACAGCAAAGUUCAAACGAGACAAAGAGUGCAAAAUCUAAAAAAGACAAAAAGAACAUCGAGAAUAAGGAGAAUGUAAUACAACAACAGUAUAAUUCUAACAAAAGUAAAAACCAACAACAAUUGCAGUCUGUGGGAAAUAAUAAAAAACAAACUAAAGUCAGUACAAUGCCAGACACAUUGCCAUGUGUGCAAAAGCAGCAGCAGCAGCCGCAGCAGAAUCCAAAUGAUGAGUCAAACAGUAAAAAGUCAAAGGGAUCUCAAGAAAAAAAUAAUCAAACGCUUGUUAAUAAAAGUAAAAAUACCAGUAAUAAUAAUAAUAAUAAUAAUAACAUUAAUAAUAGUAAUAACAAUAACAAUAAUAAUAAGAAUGCUGCUAAAACGAAAAGCAACAAUCAGAAAAAUAAAAAUACGACUAAUCCAGUCGUAUCUAAGUCAGCAAUCACUGCCACUGAAAUACAAAACACUGCCAUGGAUCGACUAAGCUCACCUCUCAGUAGUCAAUUCAAAGAUAUUGGUGCAAAUUCCAAGAUAAAUAUUGAGAAUCUCAAAUUACCACCAGGUAUUACAAUAACAAAAGUAAACGCACCUGCUAAACCCAUGCCUAUUAGAUCUACUCCAUUACCAAAACCAGUGAAUCCGCCCAAGCAAACGACUAUUAUCGCCGCUCCUAUGAGUGGGGUUCAAUCAAAUUACGCCAGUCCUCAAGGAGGAGGCAACGUCAUUGUAGUAGACACUGGAAAGCUCAAGCAAGAUCUGCUGCCCAAGUCUAAUGAAAAAGAUUCUUCGAGAGACAAUCAGCAAAACCAAAGUACAAAUGGAAAGAAGAAAAAAAAGAAGUCUAGCAGUAAGAACUCUACAAAUUCGACCGGUACAUCGAAUAACACUGUUAUACAGAACAACACGGUAAACGGAACUUCGCUAACCAAUGGACACACCGACGAGCCAGCUCGCAUUUUACACAACCCAGGAAGUAACAUGGUUACAAUCAGAAAUCCGGCUUUUGGGCCGCCAAAAAUGGAGCCACCUCAACAAGCUGCCAUUAUAAAGGUUUCGGAAAAUGGUAUGGUCACUAUACGAAGUCCAGCUCUUCAACAAGCAAUUAACGCUGGUUUUACACCACCCCCAAAACCCGACUUCAUUGUGAAAGGUGAUUUGUCGAGUAAUAGUUCUACACCUCAACAGAAUGUAGGUGCAAAACAAAACAGUAUUAUUCCAUCUAGUUUGGCUGAGCUUCGUAGUAGGUUGACCCCUGAUUGCACCGGAUUAGCGGGACUGGCAAAUAUUCAAAUCAGUAAAGUAACCAAUGGUCAGCCAAUCCCUGAAAAUGGUAUUAAUUUGAGAGGUACCAGCGUCACGUUGACAAAGGUCCGUUCGGAGGCUGUGAUGGAUAACGUACAGCAGGCGAAAACAGCGGUCAGAGAAGCAAUCAGUGCUACUAUGGCAGCUUCCAGUAGCGGGAAAGGAAAAAAGAAGAAAAAAAAGGGAAACGGGACUCGUCAAAAUGGAGAUGACUGGAACCUCGUUGAGAGCGUAUUUACGCCUAAAGAUAUAGACCUCGAGGAUGGGGAGAUGGAUGACGCGGAACGUGAAUUGGAGGCCUUCAAGCGUUUUUGUCUGCAAUCUGUUCCACCGGCACGAAAGGAAAAGGUUAAUCUGAACAUCAAGGAUAUUGUUUUAAAGAAGAAGUCAACAACGGCGACGGUCAUCGCCGCAAACUAGACUAUUUAUCGCUGUGCGGAUAUUUGUACUUUUUUUUUCGUACUCGUCAUGGAGCCAUUGCCGUUUAUCAUUAUACAUAUUGAAUAAAACGUACUGACGCCGCGGGACAGCCAUGUAUUGUAGAAUAUUACCGAAUACAGUUGUGAAUUCAAGAUCAUUUUAAGAAUAAUGUAACGUUAUGGUAAUUGCGAGCUCGAAUAGGUAGAGAAAUUUAUGAAAAUAAUAUUGACGAGGCUGUUUUGCAAGAAUUGAAAUACUAAAAUAUAAUUGUAGAAUAUCUCUAGCGAUUUAUCGAUAAAACAACAAUUUCACUGAUCUAGAUUAAGGUAACGUUUUUUCAUCCCUUACUUGCCAUAUACAUAUUGCCAAUGAGUGUCCCAAUUUUUUAUAGUCUUUAAUCUGUCUACUUCGGCACAGCGUUUUUACUGAAAUGAAAAACUUUCACGUCACAUGAUUGCUAAAUUAAUCUUUGUGUUAGAAGAAAAAAAAAUGGAAAAGAAUGAAUGUAAAUAUAUUUACGAUUUUCAUUGAGUGAGAAAAAACGGAGAAAACAACUUCAGAACAAUUUGAUGUUACGAAGAAAAAACGAAAAAAAAUUUCAUGAAAAUGAUGAUACUUGUCAUAGAAUGACUUUACGUUGUCAGUAAUGUGAAAACAUUCACAUUCAUGAUAUGGUGUGUAGUAAACGAGUUCAACGUUGAAAAAAAUCAUGGCGAAUGUAAUUUAUUUUUAGAAUGAUCAAAUUCUGAAACUCAAUCCAAGAGUUACUGUUUGAGAUUUUUAUUUUUAAUUUAUAUUUUGAUAAUUAUGAAAAGAAGUUCUUACGGGAUUGUUCGUGCAUCCCUAGAUAACGAAAAACAGGGAUAUGCGACAAUAGUUGAUCCCGUAGUAUACGUCGACGUAAAAAAUAUGCAAGGAUCAUUGAAAAUUCUAUCGUAAUGAGUCAAUCGAAUAGAAUUGUAAAUUUUAUACACGAAUAUUGAGGUGAAUCAUCACCCAUUUGUCAAAUGUAAAAAAAAAAAACAACAAAAAAAAAGCGCUUUCUAAUGAGUGUUUUCAUUUUUAUUCGAUUUUGGUUUUCCUCAAGAAAGAAAUAGGAAGAAAAGAGAAAAAAGUGGGAAAAUACAUUAUUAAUGUUGUAAAUAUAGAUUAGAGUACACUCAUAUUUCAUCUCCUACGCUGUCACGUUCAAGAGAAUUUUGAAAAGGAAACAAAUAAUAAUAAUUAUAAUAAUACCAAUAAUGAUAACAAUAUCAAUAUUAAUAAUCAUAAUCAUAAUCAUAACAACAAUUAAUAGUAAUAACAUAAAAAUGAAUCAUCCCGAUUCUGAUGAGAACGAAUUUCCGACAUUAAACUGUGUAACUCUUCAGCGCGAGGAAUUGGGGUUUUAUCAUAUUGUUAGCAGCAUAUUGUAUCUUAGAAUAGCGUUUCUUAUAUUAAGAUAUAUUUCGUCAAAAUAGAA
This is a messenger RNA of Athalia rosae (coleseed sawfly), 7273 nucleotides long. RefSeq lists its product as uncharacterized. The transcript has 18 exons. The coding region runs from base 160 to 5811 and encodes 1883 amino acids. The record is from RefSeq and is a predicted model, not a curated record. Lineage: Eukaryota; Metazoa; Arthropoda; Insecta; Hymenoptera; Athaliidae.